This is a messenger RNA of Aureobasidium musti, 1395 nucleotides long. The record is from the annotation of a GenBank genome assembly. Lineage: Eukaryota; Fungi; Ascomycota; Dothideomycetes; Dothideales; Saccotheciaceae.
AUGGCCAACGAUGCUGGAGACCAACCAUCCUUCGCAUGGGUCGAAUAUGAUCCCAGAGCUUUGGCGGAGCGCAGAGCUGCUGGCGUGUACAAACAGCAGCGUCGAGUGGUGCGGGCGCACGUCGCACACACCUCUUCUGGUCUGAGAAAAGCCACUAUCGCCAGGAAGGAGUCCAUCGCAAAAGCAGCGGGACCAAAGAAAGCCAUCAAAGCACCACAGAAGUCGACAUCGAUAACAAUACCGACUACACAAGAUGAGGCGGACAGACUUGCUUACGACUCGAUCGCACGUCUCUUCUCGAGACUUCGUUCUCGCGACGCAAACGCCAUCGCUUCCAUGGGUCAGAAAUCUGAUCGCGUUUUGCUUUGGAACGCUUUCACUGGCGGUACCAUAUGUUUUGACGCCGCCAUGUUUGUCGCCGGGACUUAUGCAAAUACAUGUGGUCUCAGUAGACGCGAAUUGAAUCAUGAUUUCGGAAGCGGUCUAUUGUUUCUUCGAGGGGCUUUGCUUGAUGGCAUUCAGAGAACGAUCGUCCACACGCCAAAAGACACAUUGAAUUCGAUCUCUAUUGCUCUUCUAGCAGGUUGGGAGCGCAGGUUCGGUGAUCAUCUGUCGUACAAAGUUCACAUGCAGGCAUGGAGAACUUUGCCUCUUGCGAUGGGAGCUCUGGAAGAAACCAGCAUUGCUGCACUUACGGACGUGGCCAUGAAGUGCUUUCAGGAAGCCACCAACGAGCGAUACAUUGCCGAGAACGCGUUCUCGACUGUACGAUCUCUUUCUAACGGGACAGUGGUACCAAGUGGUCUUCCAUUAGGUUUCCAUGUCAUACCAACCGAACGUCCCGAAGCGUUGAGCCUGUUGAGCACGAUAUCUAACUGUGCGAGGUUUGAUUACACUUUACCUCGUUCUGUCGAAGACUUCCGCAAACUUGUCAUAGAAAUCCUGUCAUGGAGUGCCAGCCAUUCCGUCUCGGCAGUACCCGACGAAUUGUACGAGGAACAGUGGGACAAGCUCCAACUGAAUGCUUGCUACCACAUCCGAUCAGCCAUGAUCUGCGCGAAUGAACCCUUGAUGUGGGCAUGCAUCAAGGCGCAAGGCCUGACAUGGAUCUUCGACACUCAGGCAGGCCUUGACAUCCAUGUUGGGUCAUGUCAACAUCUUAAAACACACGAGCUCAUGGGCACAAAGUACCAGGAUCUAGCAAUUUGGGCGAAAAUGACAUUGAACAGCCAUGCCACCCCUUCGCAAAGUGGAGAUGAGCAUAUCAGUGCGCUCCUGAAGCACACUGACAUCAGAACCUGGGGAAAGAUGGAAGCCUUGCUCAAGAGAUUCAUGUACAGAGAAGAGCUAUCAGGCGCGAAAUAUCGCAGAUUGUUUGAUGCACUUGUCUUCUAG